Molecule: messenger RNA, 1620 nt
Organism: Sorex fumeus (smoky shrew)
Lineage: Eukaryota; Metazoa; Chordata; Mammalia; Eulipotyphla; Soricidae
Gene: SLC41A3
Product: solute carrier family 41 member 3
Exons: 11
Coding region: 134-1576 (480 amino acids)
Biological process (GO): monoatomic cation transport
Cellular component (GO): plasma membrane
Molecular function (GO): monoatomic cation transmembrane transporter activity
Source: RefSeq, a predicted model, not a curated record
CCGCCCCUGCCACGUCCCAAGCCCGUCCCCGCUAGGGGCGGUGCCCGCGAGGCUAGGGCUGGCCACGGUGGCCCGACCCUUCCCGCUUCCUCGCCAGCCUGCCUGAGGGAGGGGUAACGGCAGCUGUGUCCAGAUGGAGAGGACGGAGACCCGGCAGAGGAGGCCAGAGGAGCUGGGGCUCCCCCACACUCUCAUCGCAGGAAGAGUUACUGCAUCCUCGGAGAAGGGAGCUCUCAUUGCUCCCGAGAGCCCAAGGCUUGUUGCUAAACCCGUGGGGCCUGACCUCUGCAAGGAGACCACCUGGUCCAUUGCCCGUCAGGUGACAGUGCCCUUCAUGUUCUCCGGCCUGGGCAUGUCUGGGGCCGGCAUGCUUUUGAACUAUUACCAGCACUGGCCCGUGUUCACGGAAGUGCAAGACCUUCUGACCUUGGUGCCCUCCCUGGUGGGCCUAAAGGGGAACCUGGAGAUGACAUUGGCAUCGCGACUGUCCACCGCAGCCAACACCGGCCAGAUUGAUGACCCCCGGGAGAAGCACAGAGUCAUCAGCAGUAACCUGGCCCUCAUUCAGGUGCAGGCCACCGUGGUGGGGCUCUUGGCCGCGCUGGCCGCACUGCUGCUGGGCGCCGUGUCCCGGGACGAGCUGGACCUGGCCAAGGUGGAGCUGCUGUGCGCCAGCAGCGUCCUCACCGCCUUUCUCGCCGCCUUUACCCUCGGCAUGCUAAUGAUCUGCAUAGUGAUUGGCGCCCGGAAGUUGGGGGUCAACCCCGACAACAUCGCCACCCCCAUCGCAGCCAGCCUGGGAGACCUGGUCACCCUGUCCAUCCUGGCGCUGGUCAGCAGCUUCUUCUAUAAACACAAAGACACCCGGUACCUGCGGCCGCUGGUCUGCGUGUGCUUCACCGCCCUGACCCCCGUGUGGGUGCUCAUCGCCAGGCAGAGUCCCCCCAUCCUGAAGAUCCUGAAGUUUGGGUGGGUCCCCAUCAUCCUGGCCAUGGUCAUCAGCAGCUUCGGGGGGCUCAUCCUCAACAAGACCAUCUCCAAGCAGCCCUACAAAGGCAUGGCCAUAUUCACUCCCAUCAUCUGUGGUGUUGGUGGCAAUCUGGUGGCCAUUCAGACCAGCCGCAUCUCCACCUACCUGCACAUGUGGAGCACACCUGGAGUCCUGCCCCUCUGGAUGAAGAAGUUCUGGCCUAACCCAUGCUCUACGUUCUGCACCUCAGAAACCAAUUCCAUGUCAGCCCGGGUCCUGCUCUUCCUGGUGGUUCCAGGCCACCUGAUUUUCUUCUACAUCAUCUACCUGGUGGAGGGCCACUGGGUCACCAGCAGCACCGUCUUUGUGGUGCUCUACCUGCUGGCGGGCCUCAUCCAGGUGGCGAUCCUGCUGUACCUGGCGGACGUGCUGGUUCGGCUGAUGUGGCACCAGGCGCUGGACCCUGACAACCACUGCAUCCCCUACCUCACGGGGCUGGGGGACCUGCUUGGGACGGGCCUCCUGGCCCUGUGCUUCCUUGUCAGCUGGCUGUGGAGGAGCAAGGCGGAACUGGAGGGCAUCUCGGGCGCGGCGGGUCCCCCCUAAAGAUCCAGACGGCCGGCUUGUACCAGGGAGUGUGCCCUCAGACC